This is a messenger RNA of Antrostomus carolinensis (chuck-will's-widow), 2294 nucleotides long. RefSeq names its product kinesin-like protein KIF2A. The transcript is spliced from 5 exons. The annotation marks the transcript as partial. Gene Ontology annotation, molecular function: microtubule motor activity. The record is from RefSeq and is a predicted model, not a curated record. Gene Ontology annotation, cellular component: microtubule. Gene Ontology annotation, biological process: microtubule-based movement; microtubule depolymerization. Lineage: Eukaryota; Metazoa; Chordata; Aves; Caprimulgiformes; Caprimulgidae.
AGUAAAGGAAUUUGGAAUUAGUCCUUCGGACAUUCCCUUCUCACAGGGUAGUGGCAGUCGCUCUGAUCUCUCUCCUUCCUAUGAGUAUGACGACUUUUCUCCUUCAAUCACCAGGGUGAAGGAGCUGACAGUUGAUUCUAGUGCUACCGGAGAUAUCCGUCCCAUUAUACACCACGCUCCCAAUCAGAUCGACGACUUGGAGACACAGUGGGGUGUGGGGAGCUCUCCUCAGAGAGAUGAUCUCAAACUGCUUUGUGAACAAAACGAAGAGGAAGUUUCUCCUCAGUUGUUUACUUUCCAUGAAGCUGUGUCACAAAUGGUAGAAAUGGAAGAGCAAGUAGUAGAAGACCACCGGGCUGUCUUCCAGGAAUCUAUUAGAUGGCUGGAAGAUGAAAAAGCUCUUCUUGAGAUGACUGAAGAAGUAGACUAUGAUGUGGAUUCUUAUGCUACUCAACUUGAAGCAAUUCUAGAGCAAAAAAUUGAUAUUCUGACCGAACUUCGAGAUAAAGUGAAAUCGUUCCGGGCAGCUCUACAAGAGGAGGAACAGGCCAGUAAACAGAUCAACCCAAAAAGACCACGUGCCCUUUGAGAUGGGCCUUUGCUGCUAAAGGAAUCCACGAACCCGUACUGCUGUAGCACACAUUUGUUACAAAACCCAGUGGCCGUAAGAACUCAACUACUUGAAAGUGUAAAAACAUUAGAAAUGUCUGUGGAAAUGUCCUGUUUCUUAUUCACCUGAAUGACAUUUUCAGUUUUGUGUGAAAUGCUCCUAUGAUGUCUACAAAAUGCUUCUAGACCAGACAGCACAACCAUGCAGGGUUCAGAUCUGUGAAGCACUUUGUUUAAAAUAUUUCAUUUAUUCAAAUUGUGAAUUUUAUGUUUGGAAAUUGCCAUGUUUUCAAUAAUGAAGUAAAACUGUGGCUAUGAAAAAGUCACAGCAUUUCCUUUUGACUAUGUUCAGUUUUGUUAGAGAGACCACCUGUGCAGUUUUAAAUUGUGUUUGCGUGCAUGCACACCUCACUAGUGGUUGUACAUAACUUCUACAGACAGCUGUGCUUACCUCUUCCCAUUCUGUGCCUUGAUGAAGGCUACUUAACCCUAAACAUCCUCUUUUUGAAGCACAGCCUUAAACAACAUUCCUUAUUUGUCAAUAUAAAUUACUUUCAGUGUGUGUACAUUUUUAAUAUGUUUAGAGACUUUUUUUUUUUUUGGUGGAUAGUUUCAUUUCACAGAAUGUGCCAUAUCAUUUGAACAGGAACUGCACAAGCUGUUAAGAGUGGACAAACAGCUGGACAUUCCAUCCUCCUUGUAAGAAUCUGGAUUUAUCUGAAUACCAUAAAGAAUGGUUAUAUAAUUCUAACAUUUUCUGUGUAAUGAAAAAAAAACAAAACCAACCAGGACAGACAAAACAAAAAAGAUAACUUAGUUGAUGUAUAAUAAAGGGUAAUGUUUAAGUACUGAGGAGAGUUGUAUCUUAGGAUAUGCAGAUAUACAGUAUGUGGUAUGGUGUGAUAAUGCUGUCAGAUUAAAGGUACGGUCUGACCUCUGCGUAUGGAUAGAGUAACUGUCAAAGUUCAAGGAUCCAGCUAAAUAUAUACAAGUUGGCCUUUCACAUACUGUUAAAAUUUGGCUUUUGAUGCAUGACAAACUUACAUGUACAUUAACCGUAGUUUGCAGGUAGUUUGAGUAGCUCUGUUGCUUUGGAAAAAUGUAGCUAAUAACUAUUUUUCCCUUUGUACAGUGCCAGCAGCUGAAAAGUGGGAUGAAAUUGCAUAAUUGGGGAUAUUGCACAGUACCUCUACCUGGCGCCAACAGGAAACCCGCUUUUCAUAAAUGGCGCCAUGUAUCAGCACUUUUUAGGUGGUGGCACUCAAGUUACUUAUUUUUGCAAGUCAGUAUCAAGAAAGAUUGACCUUUUAUGUAGAACUUCUUGUCAAAUGAAGAAUUGUAGACCUCUCUAGGAGUUCUCCCUGUUUCCACAAUUUUGUAUCAGCAGAGACUUUCCCUUGGAACUGUUUAAAAAUUACUUUUGGAAUACAAGCCUGUUUGUUUGUGCCAGGCCAGGAGGGAAAUAAAGGGAAGGCAAUGAAAAGAGAGUAAAAUGAGCCAGGAAUUCUUGUAGUGUUUAAUGUUUGUAUCUCCCAUGGGAAGGUAGGCUAUGGGAAGCUCUUGUCACAUCAUGGUUUAAAAAAAAAAAACAAAAAAAAAAAAACAAACCUCCUGUGUGUAAACAUGAAAACUGAAACAAUGUAGAUUUUACAUAAUGUGUUUAAUAAAUUAAGCUAUUAAAUGAA